Fusarium venenatum is the source of this 711-nucleotide messenger RNA. RefSeq names its product mitochondrial 37S ribosomal protein uS10m. NCBI's taxonomy places the organism in Eukaryota, Fungi, Ascomycota, Sordariomycetes, Hypocreales, Nectriaceae. Gene Ontology annotation, molecular function: structural constituent of ribosome. Gene Ontology annotation, cellular component: ribosome; small ribosomal subunit; mitochondrion. Gene Ontology annotation, biological process: translation. The record is from RefSeq and is a predicted model, not a curated record.
AUGAUGCGCCAAAGUAUUAGACCCUUGCGGGCUUUCUCAUCCGAAGUGUCAUGGAUCGCCCGUCGAACACAGGCAUCACUGGCUAAGCCAGGAGACCUUGUGCCAAACAAGCCAGAGCCCAGCAAGGACGAACAAGAGCCCCGGUUUCCUCGAUCCAUCCAGGCCCUGCACCUGAAGCCUCUAAAGCGAGAGGCCGAACACGGCAUCCCCUCAUGCGACCUUCAGCUUCGAUCCUUCAGCGUUCAACCCCUCGAAUUCUUCUCCGAUUUUGCUCUAAGAGCCGCUUACUACUUGGGCCUCCCCGCCUACGGUCCCGUCCCUCUCCCACGCAUCACCGAGCGCUGGACUGUCCCACGAGACAACUUCAUCUUCAAGAAGUCGCAGGAGAACUUCGAGCGAAAGACACUACGUAGACUCAUCCAGAUCCGCGAUGGAAACCCCGAGACAGUGCAGUUGUGGCUCGCAUACCUCCGCAAGCACCAGUUCUACGGCGUGGGAAUGAAGGCCAACAUGUGGGAGUUUAGCGAGCUGGGCGAGGGCAACAAGAUGGAUGCUCUACCAGAAGCAGAGAAGGGUGAGAUCGACGCCAAGUGGUCACAUCUCGGACAGACCAAGACUAUUGGAACAAUGGAGAAGGUUGAGGAGAUUCUUAACCAGCGACGGUUCCGAGAGGCUGCUGGUCUGAAGGUACCUCCUACAACGGAGGCGUAA